UCUCUCCUUUCUCAUUCAUUGCUGCGCCUUCAUCCGCAGUCCAAGCUAGCUGCUCAAGGAAUACGUUAAUCGUAAUUCUUACUCUUCGAAGCAAUGGAUUUCCACGGCCUUACAAGGAGAGAGCUGCAGGCGUUCUGCAAGAGGAAUAAAAUCCCAGCCAACAUGACCAAUGCUGCCAUGGCCGACGCUCUCAGUGCUCUCGAGAUCGUUGAAGGCAUUGAGGAUUUUAUGAAGACAUCUCAAUCAGAAAGCACACAAUCAUCCAUUGAGCUACAAGACAGCUUGGAGGUAACAUCUCCAUAUGUUCCUCCAACUGGUGGCCGGAGCACACGACGGAGAAAUGUCUCCAACGCCGAACCUUUGGUAAUGACCACGGCUCGACGAACUACCCGGAAAACUGCUGUCAAAGCGCAGGCCGAUGCAAUGGAAACUCCGGCAGUGGCGGCCCAGGCUAGCCGAAGGAGGGUCCAGAUUGCCCCAACGUGUCUUGAACUGGAUUCGCAGUUGGAGAAAUGCGUGGAACAGAAGAAGGAUGCUUUGAUGACCCCUGCUGCAGUGGGGGCUACUAGCCGGAGAAGAAGGGCCGAGGAGACAGAGAAGAAGGUGUACAGCACACGACGAUCGGCCAGGUUGGCAGUGAAAAGUAUGCCAUUGUUGAGUGGAGAAACUGAGCUUUCUAAAGAGGAAUUGUUUGCUAAAGAUUCUGAAGACCAGGAGGUGAAUCAGAAAGAAGUGUCAGGAGUUACUGUUGAAAAUGUGGAGGAGGAUAAAGAAAAAUCUGAGCUUUCCAAUCACGAAUUAUGUUCUAGAGAUUGUGAAGAUCAGGAGGUGAAUCUGAAAGAACUGUCAGGAAUUACUGGUGCUGAUCCAGUUAAAAAUAUGGAUGAGGAUAAAGAAAAGUCUGAGCUUUCCAAUGAUGAAUUAUCUGCUAAAGAUUGUGAAGAUCAGAAGGUGAAUCAGAAAGAAGACCACAAUGAACUGUCAGGAAUUACUGGUGCUGAUGCAGUUGAAAAUAUGGAGGAGGGUAAAGAAAAUUCUGAAAAGGAUAUAACCAUGGGAGAAGUAGAAAAGGGCACUGAUUUUGUAGUGGAAGUUCAACAUAAUGAAAAGAUAUGUGAUAACGCAGAAUAUCCUGCUGAUGAAGACACAGAAUUGGAAGUUCAACAAAGUGAAGGCUGUGUCGAUGCCCCCAAAUGUGAAAAUGAAGAAGUCACAGUUGAGAACUCAAAACAAGUUGAAGAUAUUGAGACCGAUGCAGGAUCUGAAGACGAGGCUGUGGAGUUUGAAAGCAAAUGUGAAACUGAAUUCACAGUUGAGAACUCAAAAGAAGUAGAAGAUAUUGAGACCGAAGCUGGAUCUGAAGAAGAGGCUGCUGAGUUUGAAAGCAAAUGUGAAACUGAAUUCACAGUUGAGAACUCAAAAGAAGUAGAAAAUAUUGAGAUAGAUGCAGGAUGUGAAGAAGAGACUACUGAGUUUGAAAGCAAAUGUGAAACUGAAGUCACGGUUGAGAAGUUGAACGAAGUAGAUGAUGAUGAGACAGAUGCAGGAUCUGAAGAUGAUGCUGCUGAGUUUGAAAGCAAAGUGGUAGUGUCUGAUGAUGAUGAGGUUGAGGUAGAGUGUGAAGAUGAUCAUGACUUGAAUGUGACAUUAGGUAAACUCACAGAGAUGAGACUGGAACAAGAAGUUGAUUUUGGUAUUCAUGAAGAGACGAAGAAGACUGAAACUGAAACUGUUCAAGUCGAAGAAAGUGAAAAAACGGAGCUCAAGAAGGCAGAAACGGAAACUAUGGAGGUUGAAGAAACUGUUGCUGUCCAAGCAGAUGACACGAACAAGGCAGGGAAAGACAAAGUGCGUCCUUUCAAAGAUGAGAGCUUGAGAAAGCUCUCCAAGAUGUUGAAGGAGAAGCUGCAGAUAUCGAGUAAACGAUCAAGCAACGAGGUCAGCCAGAGAGCAGCUUUGCAAGAGCUGCCUGAGAACACAUUGAUUGGAAAGCGAAAAAACCUUUGAUGAAGAGAGUUUUGAUGGAGUUGUGAGGAUAGAAGAAGAGAAGUGAUUAUUUGAGUUGAGAGUUUUGAUAUUUCAUCAAUCUGUAACACUCUACUGUUGUGGUUCUUGUGUUGAGGCAAGUUUUUGAUAUUUGGAAGAGUGAGUGAAUGAAGUUUAAGCUUUAUUUUACUAAA
Molecule: messenger RNA, 2180 nt
Organism: Salvia splendens (bonfire salvia)
Lineage: Eukaryota; Viridiplantae; Streptophyta; Magnoliopsida; Lamiales; Lamiaceae
Product: glutamic acid-rich protein
Exons: 7
Coding region: 94-2007 (637 amino acids)
Source: RefSeq, a predicted model, not a curated record